CCAAUCCGGGCUUUGCUCGCUAGGGGUGUGUCCUCUCUGUGGGCGUGGCCAAUCGGCUCAUAAUGGAGGAGCUGGCACCGCCUCCCGGCUUCCCCCGAGCGGCGCGGCGGCAGGGCGGCACCAUGGCGUCCACCAGCCGUUUGGAUGUACUUCCGAGGGUGACUUGCCCAAAUCAUCCAGAUUCCAUUCUAGUGGAGGAUUACAGAGCUGGAGACAUGAUUUGUUCCGAGUGUGGGCUGGUAGUGGGUGACCGCGUCAUAGAUGUCGGGUCAGAGUGGAGAACCUUCAGCAAUGACAAGGCCACAAAAGAUCCGUCUCGAGUUGGGGAUACCCAGAAUCCCUUGCUAAGCGAUGGUGACUUGAGUACAAUGAUUGGCAAGGGCACGGGUGCAGCAAGUUUUGACGAGUUUGGGAAUUCCAAGUACCAGAAUCGCAGAACUAUGAGCAGCUCCGAUCGUGCAAUGCUGAACGCUUUUAAAGAAAUCACAAACAUGGCAGACAGAAUCAACCUACCCAGAAAUAUAGUUGAUCGAACAAAUAAUUUAUUCAAGCAAGUGUACGAGCAGAAGAGCCUGAAGGGAAGGAGUAAUGAUGCUAUUGCUUCUGCUUGUCUCUACAUAGCCUGUAGGCAAGAGGGUGUUCCAAGAACCUUUAAAGAAAUAUGUGCAGUGUCCAGGAUUUCCAAGAAGGAAAUUGGGCGGUGUUUUAAACUGAUUUUGAAAGCUCUGGAAACCAGUGUUGAUCUGAUUACGACUGGAGACUUCAUGUCAAGAUUCUGUUCCAAUCUGGGUCUUCCCAAACAAGUACAGAUGGCAGCGACACAUAUUGCCCGUAAAGCUGUGGAACUGGAUUUAGUUCCUGGCAGAAGCCCUAUCUCUGUCGCAGCUGCAGCCAUUUACAUGGCAUCACAAGCUUCUGCAGAGAAAAGGACACAAAAAGAAAUUGGUGACAUUGCUGGUGUGGCCGAUGUUACGAUCAGACAGUCGUACAGGCUGAUCUACCCUCGUGCUCCAGAUCUCUUCCCGGCAGACUUCAAGUUCGAUACCCCAGUGGACAAACUGCCCCAGCUGUGAGCUCGCAGAAGGUUCCCUUGGUUUUCAUUGCCCCUUUCCCCUACAACCUCUUGUUUUUUGCCUAUAAUAAAGGAUGUACAAAGUGUUAAUAUUGAGUCGUCAUGUUGUGGAACUGGAGGAUGCGGUGAUGGAGCAGAACUGCUGGAACGCAGCACACAUUCCAAGGGUAAACCAGCUCUUCGUGUGGCAUUUUGUAUGUAUAUAGAGGUGGAAAUAAAUAUUUAAUGACUAUUGCAACAAACUUAACUUCAUAUUGUUGUACUUUAGGUUUCUUUUGUAGGGAUCCAGCAAGAUGUAUUUUGGAAAACUGAAAAUACUCUGUAAUUCCCAAAUAA
Messenger RNA from Cuculus canorus (common cuckoo), 1408 nucleotides. It is a transcript of the gene GTF2B, whose product is annotated as general transcription factor IIB. Bases 63 to 1073 code for a protein of 336 amino acids. Gene Ontology annotation, biological process: transcription initiation at RNA polymerase II promoter; transcription preinitiation complex assembly. Gene Ontology annotation, molecular function: RNA polymerase II general transcription initiation factor activity; TBP-class protein binding. Gene Ontology annotation, cellular component: nucleus; transcription preinitiation complex. Lineage: Eukaryota; Metazoa; Chordata; Aves; Cuculiformes; Cuculidae. The transcript has 7 exons. The record is from RefSeq and is a predicted model, not a curated record.